AUGUCCGCCCUUGCGGCUCCCGAUGCACUCCUUCAGAUUGAAUGGCAGCCGGUGCGCCUCCAGCUUGAUGCCACCGGGCAGAUACAGCUUGUCAAGAAGCCCAGGACCCCUCUACAGAUCUACAUUCCCGGCUGUGAGCCUGCCUGGCAGGAUACCGACGAAGUUUCCCUCCAAUAUCAGGCCCUCCUUCUUGUACAAGAGUGCCAGGCAGCACAGAAUGCUCUCAUGGUAGAAGCUCUAGAGUACACGAAGUUGGAGGUCAACCCUGUCCAAGAAGAACUCCGGAAAUAUGCGGAAAGAGAUAAACUGAAUGCCGAUGCUAUGGAGAUUGAGUGGACAAACCCGGCCACUCCACCAGACUUUGUUGCCGAGAUACAGAGAGCCCUUGAUGAAGGAAGGCUAGUGGUGGGUAGACCAGCAACACCGGCACUAAAUCCAGGCUCCAGGUCCUCUUCCAGGACAGCCACAAAAACAGUGCAGCGAAAGACCAGCCCUUUUGCAGCAUUCCCCGUUCGGUCCACUAGGAGAGUUGUCCCUAUUAUGCAGCCAGUAGUGGGAGCAUCUCCCUUACCUCCGAACCGAUUUAGUGGAGUACUUUUAUUCCUUCAAAGAGCCGGCCCACCCUUUGACUAUGAAGGAGAGCUCUACCCAGGUGCAGGCCGAGGACCUCCUAGCCCGCUAGCCAGGAACCCCGGAAGGUUCACCAUGUCUGAAGCCGCUCAAGGAGCAGCAACCUCACCAUUGGCCAGUAACCCGGCACCGGUAACACCUGUGGCCCCUCCUGCUGUGGCCGCUGCUCCCCAUCCAGCCAAUGCACAAGGUGGAAGCGGUGGAAACCAGAACCCUCCACCUGCCGCAGCCCGUGCUCCUGCUCCCGGAGAUCCGGACAGUUCUGACAGUUCAGACUCGGAACCAGAAGGUGAUGACAGAAGAGGCUGGCGGAGAUAUUUUAGGAAGAAGUUGGAGAAACAACAAAGGGAUUUGGCCCGAGAACCAAAGGCACCUCCACCCUCCAAAUUCCAAGGCAAAGCGGAGCAAUCGGAGACCUUUAUCCGCCAAUGUGAGAACGUGUUCUCUAUCGAAAGCCUAUCAUUCACCUCUGAGGAGGUUAAGAUCCGAUAUGCAGGCAACUUGAUGGAAGGAGAGGCGGCGAUCCGAUGGUAUGAGGCAUACCACAAUUCAAUUGAUCAAACCUCUGCUAACCAUCUUGCUGGAAUGCCGGUGAUGUUGGAUCAGAGAUGGAAGCGCUGGGAUUCCUUUGUGGAUGCUUUCAGGGCAGCCUUCGGUGAAACCAUCUCCAGAGAUGAUGCUGUAGCCCAUUGGAAUACUCUUACCCAUACGGCUCGAGGAGGAAUCGAUCUCGUCCUGAGUACUAUUAUUCAGCUGAUGUGGAAGACUGGCUAUGAGGGUCAGUUGGUGGAUGAUAAGAUCAAGAAUUCCCUCCUCCCGGACCUAGGCAUGAGUUGGGCUCUUUUUAAUCCCAAGCCAAAGUCCCUGAUGGAGCGCAUAGCUGCUCUAAGAGAGUUAGAGCACACUCAUGAGAGGUAUCAAGGGUUGGCAGCUGAGAAAGCACCCCCUCUGACCAAGAAAGACCCUCCUGCUGAGAAGGACUGGCAGCCUAAGAGGAAGAGAGAACCUGCAAGCUCAUCCGGACCUGAGAAGGCCCCCGGACCUAAGGACAAAGCGGUGGAACUGAAGUGUAUCCCGGGGGAUAUUCUAGAAGAAAGAAGGAAAGCAGAAGUAUGCUUGAAGUGCGGCAAGUCCAGACACAAAUGGACCGAUUGUUGGUCUAAGGAACGUACUGUUGUCCGAGUGGCAGCAGUGAGAGUACAAAAGGGGAAAAGAGGGAAUGGCAAGUCCAACUCUCAGAAGAAGGUUAAAGUGGCUGCUGUUGUAGCAGAAGAUCCACUUGUUGUACUCCUGGAGGUUACAGAAGAUUUUGUUUUUCAGCCUGAGCAAGACUCGGACAAUGAAAUCAUCUGGUAG
Molecule: messenger RNA, 1986 nt
Organism: Morchella sextelata
Lineage: Eukaryota; Fungi; Ascomycota; Pezizomycetes; Pezizales; Morchellaceae
Exons: 4
Coding region: 1-1986 (661 amino acids)
Source: RefSeq, a predicted model, not a curated record